This is a messenger RNA of Sclerotinia trifoliorum, 1980 nucleotides long. Lineage: Eukaryota; Fungi; Ascomycota; Leotiomycetes; Helotiales; Sclerotiniaceae. The record is from the annotation of a GenBank genome assembly.
ACUGAAUACUCGAGUACUAUGCUUGGAAUUUGAUCAAGUGAUUUAAGUAAAUUCAUUGCGUGUUAGGAUUGGAACCCUUCUACUUACAAGUUCUCGUAUAAGGUCUCUUCUACAGAAUUUCCCUACACUUCUCCUCGUCCUUCAUCCGUCACAUACUCAAAAUGUCGUCAGCUCCGCCCCAAACUCCAAUUGUAGAUAUUCAUACACACAUCUACCCACCAUCCUACCUAUCCCUCCUCAAGUCACGGGAUGAAAUCCCUUAUAUCAGACAAUUUCCACCGGCGAAAGAGCAUCGAUUGGUUAUUUUACCAGCGGAGGAUACACCUAGCACGAGUAGAGGAAGGCCAAUUGGAGCUGAGUAGUAUGUUUAUAUUUUCUUACUUUAUGUUUUUAGGAAUGUCUCAGUAGAGUCGGUGAAAGCGCGGGUGGAGGAGGAGGAGGAGGAGAAUGAGGAGAGGCGUAAUAAUGAGGAACAAUGAAUUAGAAAUGAAUAGGUUGUACUAGAGGAGGAACUGUCAUGAUUGAGGAUCUAGUGAUCAUUCUCUUAAAUGGCAGAUUCGGCUAUAAAGUUUCAAGGCUCAUGAAAGUUCGAAGUGUUGAACUUCCUCUUACACGAACUAUCGGUUCCUCUUGUUUUCGAGGGAGUUAGGACGAUAGAAACUUUCCAAAAAGUCCACUUGUCUCCCCCCACCGGGCUUAUUCCCACCCUCUAUAUAACGUCUAUCACGAGCCACUAUAAGUCUAAACAUCCAAACUGAUCCUAAAUUUUCCAGCUACGACAUAACUGAAAAAAUUGCUUUCAUGAACACCCACUCCAUCACCACCUCCAUAAUUUCCCUUGCAAACCCCUGGCUCGACUGGCUUCCCACUUCUACAGCUCUCCAAACAGCUCUCGAAAUCAAUACUGAAAUAAACGACCUUUGCGCCCUCUACCCAGCCCGCCUCUAUUUCUUCGGUACCCUCCCCUUAUCCGCCCCUCCAGAAUCCAUCCUCGAAUCCAUCACGCACUUAAAAACCCUCCCUCAUUGUCGGGGUAUAAUUCUCGGAACUACCGGUCUCGGUUCCGGUCUCGACGAUCCUUCCCUCCUCCCUAUUUUCCAUGCAUUAGCCAACGCUAAGCUCCCCAUAUUCCUCCAUCCCCACUACGGUCUCCCAACUUCUGUUUUCGGUCCCCGAGGAAAUGACUACGGACACGUUUUACCCCUUGCCCUUGGCUUUCCCAUGGAAACAACCAUUGCCGUAACACGCAUGAUUCUCUCUUCCGUAUUUUCCCUCGUGCCCACAUUACAAGUCCUACUCGCGCACAGCGGAGGAACCCUUCCCUUUUUAGCUGGACGAAUCGAGAGUUGUAUACUCCACGAUGCACAUCUCAAAUCCGAAGGAAAACUCCAAGAUAUAAAUGGAGGAAAACGAAAAACUAUCUGGGAAAUUUUAAAAACAAAUAUAUGGUUAGACGCAGUAGUUUACGGGGAUGUGGGAGUUAAGGGUGCGGUGGGUGCUAGUGGAGUCGACAGAGUUAUGUUCGGAACUGAUGCUCCAUUUUUCCCGCCGUUAGAUGAGGAGGAGGAGGAGAAGGGCGAGGAAGGUAAGAAAUGGCUUAGUGUUUCGAUGAAUAUGGAUGCUAUUAGAAGUGCUUGUGGUGCGGGUAGUGAGGAGGAAAAGGCUAUUUUGGGGGGGAAUGCUAUUCGACUUUUUGGGUUGGAUUUACCUGCUUCUGCUUCUACUUCGGUAUAGUCUGGUACUUCACUAUGACUGGCAGUAUGAGCAUGAGCGUGAUGUAUUUCAUUCCAAGAUUCAAAUAUUGAAGACAAAAAAUCGCAUACAAAAGCAGCCGUGGAAGAACUUUGGAAGAGGGCAAUUCGGUAAAACUAAAACAAAAAAGAAGAGGAAAUUUAUUUAUUUAUUUAAAUAUAUAUGCAUAUACACACACAUAUAUACAUACACAUAUAAAUAUAUAAUUUUUUCAAAAAUUAAAAUAAA